AUGGCUUCACCACCUCCAGUUUCCACUGUCAAACCAACAGACUCAUCAAUCUCAGAUGAGAAUGAUUUACAAACGAGAGGCCAUGUUUCUCUUGCAUCGGCUUCGUCGCUAUUACACUCUGCUGAACGCCUUGUAGCACCGAUUCAAACACCCUUACCAGCUGGAACACCUGUCCAACAACAACCUACCGGUGGAUUUACGUCAACAUUCAACUCCGCUAAUCCAAUGUUUGCGGUUUUGAAAGCGACUGCUCUACAGCAGGCUUUUGGCCAUCCAAUGGCUUAUGCACGAACAUUAAUGCAGAUGGGGUAUGAACCGUUGCCUGUAUAUCGUGGAAAAACUUUACUUGGAAAAGAAGCUCUGUUUUAUCCGAACGUUUUUCGCUACUUGAGAUACAUUUACAACAUCGAUGGUUUUACAGGUCUAUAUCGUGGAUUUGGUUGUGCUGUUCUAUCAAAAAUGGUCUGUUGGUAUACAACAACAAAAGUUGAUGAACUCCUUGGUCCAGUCGAACCUGUUGUACCGGACGAUAAAUCGAAACCAACAUGGGAUAAAUGUAUCAAAAAGACUUUACGAGAAGUACGCUGUCAAUCGUGGGGAAUCUUGAUUUCACAUCCAUUCCAAGUAAUGGCCAUUCGAUGUAUGGGACAAUUUAUUGGUCGUGAAACAGCAUAUUCGUCGAUCAACCUCUUUCAAAAUGUCCAAGAAAUUUACAAUCGACAAGGAAUUGGCGGAUUUUUCGUCGGUUUAGUUCCUCGUUGGUUGUUAGAAAUUGCAACAAUCGUCAUAUCCAAUGUACUUAUUCAUCUACUUAAAUCCCAAUUGCCUUCACAAAGUGAAAUGGUUCCAUUGUACGAAUACAUGGCUGCUUUUGUUGCUCAAACAGCGACGUAUCCAUUAAGUGUUGUAACAACAGUUACAGCUAUCAAUCGAAGCGGUCUACGAGCUGGUAUGUUACCUAUUACACCAAUUUAUGCUAAUUGGCAAGAUGCAUACAGACAAUUAGGCAAAACUGAACAAUUGAAACGUGGCUCGAGCUUUUUCAAUCGUGCUGUUUUUGGCAACGUCGGAGUUCCUGUCCCGGAAAACAUCGAUGACCUUGUGACCGCAUUUCAACGGAAUACACUCACGUAUUCAAACAGAAAUCAGCAGAUCCCAUUUGUUUUAUUGAUUAGAAAUAAUAUUCCGAUGUCGACUAGUGUUACUAAUAAAGAUAAUCAACGUUAUUCAAUGGGCUCGAAUCGAAUUCAAGAACGAAGUGAUCGAUUUUGGAAUGGAUAUUCGAAGAUUUUAAUACGAUUUACUCAGCCGAUUUUGUUAGCGAGUUUAGUCGUCACUGUGGGUUUGACAGUUUGCUUUUUCUAUUUUGUGCAAAUCCGUCAAUUCGAUCAAACUGACUUUAUCGUGCGGAAUGGCAAAGCACAACAAAAUGCUCAGCGGAUCAGCGAAAUCUUCGGCAAUGAUAAAGACUUUCGUGCACAUCAACAAAUGGAUCUUUAUCCCGCAUUGGACAUCAUUAUAAAGAGAAAACUCUCAAACAAUUCCAGAGAUAUAAACGAAACGAACAUGUUAAACAAGGAUAUUAUUGAAGAGAUUCGUGUACUCGACCGUCAUAUUCAAUCGGUUCGAAUUAAUAAUAGUAAAAAUUCUCUUCAAUACAACUUUUCAGCAUUAUGCGCCGUGAUUAACCACGCUUGUGUAGUCGAUGGGAAUUACUUAUUAUCAGAUAAAUUUCGUCAGGAUGCACUACUUUUACCACAUAUAAAAAGUGGAAUCUACUUCGAUUCACUCACUGGAGCUAAUGGACUUUCGUCGUUUAUAUUCAGCAAAGAUUACAAAAUACUGAACACGACAGUACCGGAAGAAGAUUAUGUCGACGAAGAGGAGGAGGAAGAAGAAGAGGACGGUGAAAAAGUUCCCGAACCAAAACCAGCGCAAUUCAUCGAAGUCGUGUCAUAUGUUCCUUUGUUUCGUAUUCGGUAUUCGUUGAAUAUUUCCACGGAUGCAAUGCGUUCAUUAGCGCUCCAAUGGGAACGCGAAGUUCUUCGUUAUUUGAAUGAAAAAUUUCAUUCGUCAUUAAUACACAUCUCACCAUCUACAUCCACAGCAAUAUCUGAUAUUGUUGGCAAACAAGCACGUGAUGAAGGUCCCUUUAUGACCAUCAUGCUUUUGAUUUUUUUCAUUUUCGUUGGCUUUUUCAUCAGUAUUCAAGGCAAUUCUCAUACAUCUGUAGGAUAUCUCUCACUCUGUGGAGUCAUUAAUUUAGCUUUAGCGUCCGGUGCUACUUUUGGCCUGUUAGCAGUGUUCAAGUUGCAAAUUAUUGAACCCAUGGCUCUAAUUGUUUUUGCUGUUGCGAUUAUCGAUUCAAUGCGUAUUUCGAUUGUUUGCGGCGAAUACCAUCGAAUCAUUAAAGAUCAUCUACCAGUCUCAUCAAACAACGUUGCGACUAAAAUUGAUAUCGAGAAAAUUCUUCCAUUAAUUAUUAAAUCUUCUCGGCCAUAUUUUCUUUCGACAACAUUAAUCCUAAUAAUUGUUUAUCUAGUUUUAUCGCUGUUAUCACCUAUGUCAUGUACACGAUAUCUUGGUUUAACAUUGGUCUUAUAUGUAUUUAUUGAUUAUUUAACCCAUUGUACAUUCUUCUCUGCAUGUCUUGUUUUUACCUUGAAACGUAUCAAAUCUCGCCGUCAUUGUCUAUUGUGUCAUCAUUUACCCAAUGAUCAUUACAUAAAGGAUCGUCGAAGAUCCUUUCAGAAAGUUGUUUUGGAAAAGCCUUUACAAUUCUGGUCAAAUCGCAAUGCGAUGAUCAAGAAGUUUUGCACCGGAUUCUUAUGUUUGAUAUCGUUUGGAUUCAUCAUCUUUAGUGUUUGGUCAUUGUUUUCCAUCGACACGCAUUUAUUCGAAGAUAGGUUUCUUCCGAAAAAUGCAACGACAUUGAAAUCCUACAUGAAUUCUCAUAUUGAUCAAUAUAAUAUCGGUCCUGUGAUUAUGUUUGUUAUUCCUCAACCGAUUAAUUAUGAGAAUAAGAAAAACCAGGCCUUGAUUCGUCACCUUCUUCAGCAAUGUUUGAACGAACCGACAACGAAUCAGUUUAAACUAUUAUGGCUAGAUCAAGAAAACAUUCACACGAUCUUAACGAGCAAAGAUCCGAUGAACGUUCGGGUGACGCCCUAUUCACAAAACGACAUUAUUGUAUCCGAAAUUAACAAUAAAACAGUCAUAAAAGCGUCCCGCUUCUAUUGUCAAUAUCAAACUAGUCAAGGUAAGACUGCACCGAAUGAGAAUUCGAAGUUUUGGACGUUCUUUCAUUCUCUAGGUGAUCGAAAUGAUUUACAAACGAUGAAUAAUAUGUAUACAUACGCGAAACAGAGCUCCAUUCCGUCAAUCUUCCCUUACAGUUUCAUCUUCGCGCACUAUGAGUCACUCGCCCAAAUACGUACGGAAAUCUAUUUGUUGAUGUUAUUCGUCGUGCUCACUACAUUUGUUAUCAUUUUUAUCAUUUUUACUUCAUUUGAAAAAGGUCUACUGUUAUUCUCGCACAUGCUCGCUUUACAAGCUGGAAGUUUAACAUGUUUAUACUUGUUUCAUGAUUUAACAUUCAAUUUCGCCAAUGCACUUUGGUUGUUCAUCAUACCAAUAAUCUUCUGCGAUACGUUAAUUCAUGCAUCUUUCAAUAUAACCAAAUCAAAAUGGAAAUAUAAUCGUGUUCUACUUUCGCUAAUCAUUUCUUUAAGCAUCUUCUCUUUGUUUUCAAUUGAAACAUACAUCUUUCAUAUUAUACGUCUAUCGCUGCUGUAUCAAACGAUCAUUUGCUUUGUACUAAUCAAUUUUAUACUUCCAUCAUGGCAUUACCUGAUUGAACGAAUGUUCAAGAAAGCCAAAGAGGAAAAGCUAACUACGGCAACAGCAACAGCAGCAGUUCUCGAAAGCAGUCAGCCAUUGACUGCUAGUACAGAAAUACAGAAUCUCGUUUACGAACCGAAUGGCAAUACGAUCGGUUCGAUAUAA
Messenger RNA from Adineta ricciae, 4005 nucleotides. The record is from the annotation of a GenBank genome assembly. NCBI's taxonomy places the organism in Eukaryota, Metazoa, Rotifera, Eurotatoria, Adinetida, Adinetidae.